AUGUCUUCAGACGCGGAGAUGGCCAUCUUCGGGCCAGCUGCCCCCUAUCUACGAAAGCCAGAAAAAGAGAGAAUUGAGGCCCAGAACAAGCCCUUUGAUGCAAAGAAUUCAGUCUUUGUGACAGAUCCUAAGAUAUCUUAUGUGAAGGCCAGUGUCACAGCCAGGGAAGGAGGGAAGGUCACAGUCAAGACGGAAAACGGAGAAGUGAGUAGAAGGAAUGCAUUGUUAAAAUUGCCUCAUCUCUACUUUUUAAGAUGAUAUAAAUUGGCCUUUUGUUUGGUUGGCUGUCUGUCCUAUAUUUGUUCAUCUUCCAUUUAAUCCUUUUCCUCCCAGUCUGUAACAGUCAAGGAAGAUCAAGUCUUUUCUAUGAAUCCUCCCAAAUAUGACAAAAUUGAGGACAUGGCCAUGAUGACCCACCUCCAUGAACCUGCUGUCCUGUAUAACCUCAAAGAGCGUUAUGCAGCCUGGAUGAUCUAUGUAAGUAUAUUCUGAAGUAACAUGCCUCUCUCUUUUUAUGGUGGAACUAGAUUUUAAUAUAGGGGUGAGGAAGUCUGUGGCUCUCCAGAUGAGACUCUAACUCCCAGAAACUCCACCUAGCAUGAUCAGUGGACAGUGUGUUGUAAUACAGUUAUAUUUGGAGGGCCAUAGGCAGUUCUGACUUUGGGGCAGAAGUCCAGGGUCCCUUGCAGCAAAAUGCCCUCCAAGUGCAGCAGGGCUAGCUUACCACAUUUUGAAGUACAUGAAGUAAUGCACGUUACCAUCUAAAGAAGUAGCCUCAUAAGACCAAUGCCUAAAAUUAGCUAACUGCACUUCUGGUCACAGGUUUCCUACCUCUGCUUUAAGACCUCCCAAAUAUCACUUUCUUCUCUCACACCACACAACCAUGUUAGGUUUCUAUCUUGUAUCAGUUAGCCAGUUUGUAUUGCUCUUUUGUGGGCAAAGUAACUAUUAGCUGCCAGAUCCUAUAUUAUGUUCCUAGUGUCUUGUAUCAAUCAAGGACAGGAAUGUAGCAAAAGUCUACUCACAUACAGUGGUACCUCGGGUUACAGACACUUCAGGUUACAAACACUUCAGGUUACAGACUCUGCUAACCCAGAAAUAGUACCUCGGGUUAAGAACUUUGCUUCAGGAUGAGAACAGAAAUUGAGCGGCAGCCGCGUAAGGCCCCAUUACCUAAAGUGGUACCUCAGGUUAAGAACAGUUUCAGAUUAAGAACAGACCCCGGAACGGAUUAAGUUCUUAACCAGAGAUACCACUGUAUUUGAUUUCUCUUCUUCUUUUCUUUUCUUUUCUUUUCUUUUCUUUUCUUUUCUUUUCUUUUCUUUUCUCUUCUCUCUUCCCUCAUUCCCAAUGAUAAACAUCCUGUCCUAAGUAUAUAUCCCUGAAUAUCCUGCUCAGCUCAAAGUUCCUUAGUUCGGGAAUUAUAUACAAUUGACUCACAAUUUUUGCAGGGGUUACAUUCUGGGGGGUUGUGCAUAAAACCAAAAUUGUGUAUAGCCAAAACAACUCUGAAACUGCCCCCACUUUACUAUCCCUACCUUUCUGAAGCCAGUGUGCCAAGCAUGCCUUGCCUCCCAUGCAAGGCAAAGAGCAUCUAAGCUCUCCAUCUUGCUUACUACGCUCUAAGAGGUCUUGGGUGGCCCCUGCAAUAUCCUGUCAGCGCCUUUCAGAGCCUGUGUGAGACCUUCCCAGAGCCUAGUAAGCAAAUUUGAGAACUCUUUUCAUGCCAGGAAAACCUGCUCCAGGAAGAGCUUUAAAGCAAUCUGCAUUAUGGGCAUUUAAUCUGUGUGAUUUCAGCUCUCCGGUCACCAAGUAUGUAAAUCUGCAAUUGUGCAAGUUGUACAAGUUGUGUAAAUUUGUACAAGUUGUGAGCUAACUGCAUUUUAAACUCUAUUGGGAAUAUUAAAAAAAUCAACAAUAGGCUCCUCUGUUGGCUAGCAAGGCCGCUCUUACACCUUAAUAACUGUUGAUAUAUACUAUUGUUGUACUGUGUAUUUUGGGUCUAUGGACCACAAUAAAGCUCUCUCUCUCUCUGUGUGUGUGUGUGUGUGUGUGUGUGUGUGUGUGCGUGCAUUACAAUAGACAGGAUAAAACAAGCUAGAUAUGUUUUUCUUCUUCCAGACCUAUUCAGGUCUCUUCUGCGUCACUGUCAAUCCAUACAAGUGGCUGCCAGUGUACAACCCAGAAGUGGUAUCUGCCUACAGAGGCAAAAAGCGUCAAGAGGCCCCUCCCCACAUCUUCUCCAUCUCUGACAAUGCCUAUCAGUUCAUGUUAACUGGUGAGUAUAUGGAUCUCUUUGAAAGAGUGAACAUUUUCUCAAGAGAAACCUUAAUAACUUUCCUAGGAAAUGUGGAGGUCUGUUAAGAUAGCAUAUAGAGAAGCAUUAGAAAGCUGGCUCAAAACAAAUUAAGAAGUUCCCUAAUCAUGCUAAUACAUGUAGUCCAAUUCCUGCUCAAAAAGUAACGUUGGCUCAUUUUUUCACCAAAAAAGAAUACAAAACUUAAAAAUCAACAAUUAUUGACAAGAAGAAAAAAUACCAAUAUUGCUGAAAUGUGAUUCCAUUUUUCAGUGUAAAUAGAGAAUAUUCAGUUUGACUCUUAGAAAUGAAUGGUUUCAUAUUUUAUUCUUACUGGGGAAUUCAUUCCUUAAACAAAAUUCAUGCAGAGCUAUUUAUAAUUAAUACACACAUGCAUAAAUGGCACACACAGUUUUGAGAGUCAUUGGGAAAAGCAAUGAAUGUGCAUUCAAAUUAUGGAAAACUAAUUCAGUUUCCCAUUGCUACAGAUAUUUCAUCAAAUGGUUUCCACACAUUUCUAAGCAUACUUUGUAGCCAUAGAAGCUAUAUACUUCCUUAAAAAAAAUAAAUCUCACAAGCUGUAAAAGAUACAAAAGCUGUAAAAAAUACAGAUGAAUGUAUUUUGUGUGCAUGGCUGAGCUCCUCUAGCAUCAUAGCAUAUACACAAUCUGGGCUUUGCCCUGCAUAUUUCUUACCUAUUAUGACCUGCUUGUAUGCAAGCCACUGCAAGUUCUUUAAUAAUUACAUGCAGUGUCAUCCUAAGCAUGUUUGUUCAGAACCAGGUCCCACUGAGUUUAAUGGGACUUUUCCUCAAGUUAGCUCACACUGAACCAUAGCUGCACUAAAUUAAUAACAAGUUCUUUUUUGUUAUAUAUCUUUCCAGAUCGUGAGAAUCAGUCAAUCCUGAUUACGUAAGUUUAUUUCCUUAAUGAAAUAAAUGCUGACUUUGUGAUACAGUACAACAGACAAUAAAGGAAUUUUGUCAAAACUACCUUAUCCUACCAGGGAGGAAAGAUUCAAUUACAUGUAUAGUCCUCUUAAAUGCUGGUACAGUAAAUCUCCAGUGAUCUAGUUUUCUGAAAGUUCUACAGUUGCAUUAUACAAAAUUUCAAUUUUAUUUCUAUAGAAGAGGGGCAUUUAUCUGACCCCCUAGUUUCUUAGUAGGCUUUGAAGAACAUGUGCUGCUUGCUGGCUAUUCCUCUCUAAUAUUCCUUUCUAAUAAUAUGGGGAAAUGGCAGGGUAAUAAUAAUAAUAAUAAUAAUAAUAAUUUAUACCCGACCCAUUUGGCAGGGUUUCCCCAGCCACUCUGGGUGGCUCCCAACAGAAUAAUAAUAAGAAUAAGCAACAAAACAUUAAAUAUUAAAAACUUCCCUAAACAAGGGGGCCUUCAGAUGUCUUCUAAAAGUCAGAUAGUUGUUUAUUUCCUUGAUAUCUGAUGGGAGGGCAUUCUACAGGGCGGGCACCACUACCAAGAAGGCCCUCUGCCUGCUUCCCUGUAGCUUCACUUCUCGCAGUGCGGGAACUGCCAGAAGGCCCUCGGAGCAGGACCUCAGUGUCCGGGCUGAAUGUUGAGGGUGGAGACGCUCCUUCAGGUAUACUGGGCCGAGGCCGUUUAGGGCUUUAAAGGUCAGCACCAACACUUUGAAUUGUGCUCUGAAACGUACUGGGAGCCAAUGUAGAUAUUUCAGGACCAGUGUUAUAUGGUCUUGGCAGCCACUUCCAGUCACCAGUUCAGCUGCCACAUUCUGGAUUAGUUGUAGUUUCUGGGUCACCUUCAAAGGUAGCCCCACGUGGAGCGCAUUGCAGUAGUCCAUGUAACGCUCUGAUAUGUGUUUGAUCAACAGUGGAGAAUCUGGUGCUGGAAAGACUGUGAACACGAAACGUGUCAUCCAAUACUUUGCAACAAUUGCAGCCACAGGUGACAAGAAAAAGGAUGAGCCGGUCGCACAAGGCAAAAUGCAGGUAAGCUAUUUGUUAGAAAGGAUGAAAUGUGGUUUUGAUGCAGUCUCUAUAUAAUUAAUCUUACAAUAAUACAUACAUUGCAGGGUACCCUUGAAGAUCAAAUCAUCAGUGCCAACCCCUUGCUGGAGGCUUUUGGAAACGCAAAGACUGUGAGGAAUGACAACUCCUCGCGUUUUGUAAGUCUUCUGCAGAAUCUGAACAUAGUAGUUGACCUUCACUUUUUUAAGGGUGGUCAUCAUACAGCAAAUCUGUAGUAAUGUAUUUGCAGAAUCUGCCUCAUAGGAUUUGUAAUUACAUGCCUUUUCUUGUUUAAAGGGUAAAUUCAUCAGAAUCCAUUUUGGUGCCACAGGCAAACUGGCUUCUGCUGACAUUGAGACAUGUAAGGGAUGGGAUCUUUCUUUCUCUCUCGCUCUCUCACUUGCUUUCUCUUUCACUCGCUAGUUUCUUAAUUGGUUGCUUCUGUUUCUUGCCAGAUCUGCUAGAGAAGUCCAGAGUUACUUUCCAGCUGAAAGCUGAAAGAAGCUACCACAUCUUUUAUCAGAUCAUGUCCAACAAGAAGCCAGAACUGAUUGGUAAGAGGCAUUUGCUAUAGUGGCUGUUGCUAAAAUCUUGCGCUGAUGCUGGAUUAUGCAAUGGAUGAAAAUCUGUGCUUCUCCUUAUUCAGAGAUGUUGCUGAUUACUACCAACCCAUACGACUUUCACUUUGUGAGUCAGGGUGAGAUCACUGUUCCCAGCAUAGAUGAUCAAGAAGAGUUGAUGGCAACUGAUGUAAGUAGCAUGAACAAGUGAGUUUUUUGGCGUAUCAACUAGAGGUAAUAUAAAAAAUAUUCACUUGCACAUCUUGAUUCAAUUGUCAGAGUGCCAUUGACAUCUUGGGCUUCAAUUCUGAAGAAAAGACAGCCAUUUACAAGCUAACUGGAGCUGUAAUGCACUAUGGGAACAUGAAGUUCAAGCAGAAGCAACGUGAGGAGCAGGCUGAGCCAGAUGGCACUGAAGGUAUUUACAGAAUUUGCAAUGGGACUAUGAGCAAAAGCCUUCAACCAAAAAAUGCCCUUAAUCCUCAGCUGCUCCUAACUUUCACUUGAACAGCUGAAGUCCAAUGCAUAAGAAUGAGAGCCUAAAGUUACAGUCCGAUUAACGUUUACCUGCAAGUUUCAUUGCGUUCAAUGAGGAUUAAUUUUGAGUAGACGUGUCUAGCCUUAUACUAUUUUAUAUUCAUUUUCUUGUCUAAGUCAAGCCAGAAAAUGUUUGAAAGUUGAUACAAUCUAGAAAUUUGAAUAACAGUGAUGGAAUUUUGGUUGCCAUAGUCCCGCCAAAUCUAUCCCAACUAAUCUCUUAGCCACAUUAUGGUGACAAACAUAGGAGUCAACUCUUAGGUGCUGAGGUCCCUUUGCCGCCCUCCCAUAAAGUAUUUGAAGGGGCUGUACACAACAAAAAAAGUUAAUGGGCAUUGCCAUUCAAAUGGUGUGCACGUGAUGCAUUUUGGGAUCAAUUAUGCAGGGCAGUGCUUACCCAGCCCCAGCCCAAUAUCUGAUUCAAGUUGACACCUCUAGCGACAAACAUGUAGUUUUAGCUGAUUAAUUUGCUAUUAUUUUAUUUAUUAAAUUGGUAUACUGUCCUUCAUCCAAGGAUCGCAGGGUGGUUCCCAGCAUAGAAAUACAAAGUGAGAACACAAAACUCAUAAUAAAACAAAAACAAACCAAUAACUCUUUUCUCCCAAACACAUUUAAAAGGUCAUAGAAUGUUAAUCAGCCAAAGGCCUGCUUACAGAGAAACACUUUUGCCAGGCGCCUAAAGAUAUAAACAAGGCAAGCCUCCCUAGACAGAGUAUUCAACAAAUGGGGAGCCAUUGCAGAAAAGGCCUGUUCUGGACCUCUCAUGAAGAAAGCACACAAAGAAGGGCCUCAGAUGAUGACUGCAGAAUCCAGAUAGGUUCAUUAUGGGGAAAAGCAGUCCUUGAGGUAUUGUGGUCCUGAGUCAUUUAAGGCUUUAUAGGUCAAAACCAGCACUUUGAAUUGGACCCAACCACUGCAGUCAGGCCAGGAUUGGUAUUAUUAUUAUUACCAUUAUUAUUAUUAUUAUUAUUUUAUCGUUUAUACCCUGCCCAUCUGGCUGGGUUUCCCCAGCCACUCUGGGAAGCUUCCAGCAAAAUAUUAAAAAAUAAUAAAAUGUCAGACAUUAAAAACUUCCCUGAACAUGGCUGCCUUCAGCUGUUUCCUAAAAGCCGUUUAAUUCUUUAUCUCCCAGACAUUUAAUGGGAGGGCUUUCCCCUUUCGCCACUGCCGAGAAGACCCUAUGCCACCUUGCUCAAACCACCUUGCUCCAGAGAACAGCCUAACAGCCAAAUUCUGUACCAGCUGAAGUUUCUAAACCAUCUUCAAAGGCAGCUCUACAUUAGUAGUUUCCAUGUCAUACACCAGGAAGUUAAUUUGUGUUCAGAGAGGCAGACCUAUUCUUGCUUCUAAUCACUGAAAAAUCAGUCACAUCUUUAAAAAAUUAGGGAAAGUAUUUUACUACUCUGCUUCUUCUAUUUGUAUUCCUAGUAAGAUCUGUAGUAUUUCUAGCAGUAUUUCUAUACAAGCAGUGUUGUUUAUUCAUACAUUCAUCCAAUGUAGAAAAUAUUAUAUACUGGGCUCAUAAACCUUUCCUCUUAUCUCUGUGCUCAGUUGCUGACAAGGCUGCAUACCUCAUGAAUCUCAAUUCAGCAGAUCUGCUGAAAGCUCUGUGCUACCCCCGAGUCAAAGUUGGCAAUGAGUUUGUCACCAAAGGCCAAACAGUCCAGCAGGUAAUGAUCUGCAGUACAAAACUCAUGGUGGAUGGACUCCACUUCGUUGCUCCACUUAUAUGCUGACUGCUGUCAUUCUAUUCUUAUAGGUGUACAACAAUGUUGGUGCUCUGGCUAAGGCUGUCUUUGAGAAGAUGUUCUUGUGGAUGGUCAUUCGUAUCAACCAGCAGCUGGAUACUAAGCAGCCUAGGCAGCACUUCAUAGGAGUGUUGGACAUUGCUGGCUUUGAGAUCUUUGAUGUAAGGAAACAGGGCCUUGAUGGAACAGUGUGAGAACAGAGAUGUGGUGAUUCUGAUAGUCACAGUAAAACCUUUAAGCAAUUAAAGAGUGUAGUUCAAUAAUGUUCUCAAUGCAAAAGCAAUGAAGGAGUGAAAUUGUUUCCAAGCCGUUAACUGGAGAGGAUGCCAGACACAGAAAUAUCUGGCAGUGAUAAGGAAUUGUAGAUAUGAUUUGGUAUGAAGAGCAUGGUUCAUAAAUCCAAAGCAUCUCUGGAGCGAGACAGAGUGUAAGCAAUGUAUCUGAAAGCACUGGAAGCAGUAAGUUCAGUGAAUAUGCAUGAAUUUGGGCUCAGCAAAGGAGAAAAUAACAAGUAGACCUACAUGUAUGUCCAAAGUUCGUUUCGGGGGCCAAAACCAGCCUGCCCGAUCCCAAUUUUACUUUGGGGUAAAACUGUAAAAAACAACUUUGGUCGGCCCUCACGCAUGUUCACUUCAUCAAAUCUGGCCCUCUUUGAAAAAAGUUUGGGCACCCUGUGAUAUGACUUUAAAUUACUGUCAAGAACUGUAAAAAAAAACAUUAAUAAUUGCAGAAACCUGAAGAGAUGUAAGGUUUUUAAUAUUAACCAUUAGAAAACUAGAAUGAAGAAUACUGUUAAACAUGGUGGUCUCUUAUACGAUAUAUUUGCACUGUCUAGUUCAACAGCCUGGAGCAGCUCUGCAUCAACUUCACCAAUGAGAAACUGCAACAGUUUUUCAACCAUCACAUGUUUGUGCUGGAGCAAGAAGAGUACAAGAAAGAAGGAAUCGAUUGGGAGUUCAUUGACUUUGGAAUGGACCUGGCUGCCUGCAUUGAACUCAUUGAGAAGGUCUCUUAAAAAUUACUUGUUUAGCACAUGUGUAACUGCAAACAAUCCCUGUUUUAACAAGGUGCUUAAGCUUAUGCUUCAUUAUAAAAAUGAAUAGCUCCAUAAUAAUAACAGAAAUUGUGAUGAUGCUUUUGUCUAAAUUUCAUGCAGGACUAUGCCAUUUUACUAAAUGUGCACUAUGAAUAGUUCACUUUUACUGUCAAAUACUAAUUACAUUAGUUGGUUAGAGUGUGGCACUGAUAACACCGGUGUUACAGGUUCAAUCCCCAUAUGGGACAGCUGCAUGUUCCUGCAUUGCAGGGGGUUGGACUAGAUGAUCCUCAGGGUCCCUUCCAACUCUACAAUUCUAUUAAUUUAAUUUAGUAAUUUUACUUUUACUCUCCUUGUUCCCUCCAGCCAAUGGGCAUUUUCUCCAUCCUAGAAGAAGAGUGCAUGUUCCCCAAGGCAACAGACACAUCUUUCAAGAACAAGCUCUAUGAACAGCAUCUUGGCAAAUGCAAGAACUUUGAAAAGCCCAAACCUGGCAAAGGCAAGGCUGAGGCUCACUUCGCCCUGGUCCAUUAUGCCGGCACUGUGGACUACAACAUCAGUGGAUGGCUGGACAAGAACAAGGACCCCCUGAAUGAAAGUGUAAUUCAGCUCUACCAGAAAUCAUCUAUGAAGACACUGGCUUUGCUAUUUGCUGACCGUCCUGCAGAAGGUAAUUCCUGCUGCACUUUGCAAUUGGCUCAUGAGCAUAACCCAUAAUUAGCAACUUAAAGAGAUGGUUGCUUUAAAUUCUAGUGGUAUAUGUUUAUGUAAUUCAUUGAAGGAUUUUAAUUUCAUUCAUGUAUUUUAUAAUUUUUAUGUUUUAGAGGGUGGCGGCGCCAAGAAAGGUGGCAAGAAGAAGGGUUCCUCUUUCCAGACUGUAUCUGCUCUCUUUAGGGUAAGCACAACUUCUGUUUGUGAAAUGGGGAAUAAACUUGCUUUAAAUCAAUGUCUUUUUCCUAGCUUAUAUUAUGAUUUGUCAAAUCAUAACAAAAUCUGAGAGGGAAAAAACAUAAACAUAAAUGAGAUCAGUAUGUUCAAAAUAGAUUGUCUACAAAGAGUAUAUUUAUAUAUCAAAAUCUAUUUAUCUAUAGUUAUAUCUUCAGCAGCUUCCAAUGUCAAAGAGGUGGGCUGUGUCUCAGUUGAAAAUUUGGCUUCUUUUUGUGUAUUAAACAUCAACAUGCAGGUAAAACAAAUAUUUCUGACCUCAUAGGAGAAUUUAAACAAGCUGAUGAGCAAUUUGAAGAGUACCCACCCUCAUUUUGUGCGCUGUCUCAUCCCCAAUGAAACGAAAACACCUGGUAAGACAUUUUAGUAAACAUUCUUCGAAAGAGAAGGAAAUUCUACCCUGUAGUGUUAAUCCAUACUUUAAUGUUCUCUAAGGUGCCAUGGAGCAUGAACUUGUAUUGCAUCAACUGAGAUGUAAUGGAGUGUUGGAAGGUAUCAGAAUUUGCAGAAAGGGAUUCCCUAGCAGGAUCAUUUACGGUGAUUUUAAACAGAGGUCUGUAUAUUCCAUACUAUUUUACUAUUAUGCUUCUCAGUUCUUUAAAAAUAUGUUUUCAAUACAAUGCAGUAUAAUCCAAAGCACUAAGAAAUAAGUCCCACUAAAGUAAAAGUAAGUGUAGUUAGGAUUUCAGCCUUUGUACAUGUUAAACUUUUAAGAAUGCUGAAAAUCAACUAAGAACUCACUGAUGGAUGAUUAGUGUAUGUUUAUAUUGAAUGUGGUUGAGAGAACUGGGAUGAAAUAAAAAAAGGUAUAUCAGGGAUAGGCUGUGUACUUCCUUAAUAGCUGUGUACCUCUCUGUACAGCAAUGGAACUUCUUAUAUUGCAUCAGCUUGCAGCAGCAUAAUUAGAUAAGCUGAAAGGCCACCUGCAGUAAGAUCAUGUUACUAAGAAACAUCUUUUCAAAUGUUCAUCAUGUUUAAGAAAGUUUCCCUAGACAUAAGUUUUACUUCACAGCCAAAUUCAGUUUUUAAUCUCUUUCAGACAUUAUUCUGUAACAAAAACAAUUGUGGAAGUUAGUGCCAGCUAUCAUAAUACUUUGGCAAAAUAAAAACUGUAAGCUUUUCUCAACAGAUACAGGAUAUUGAAUGCAAGUGCCGUCCCAGAGGGACAGUUCAUGGAUAGCAAGAAAGCUUCUGAGAAGCUUCUCGGUUCUAUCGAUGUUGACCAUACCCAAUAUAAAUUUGGCCACACAAAGGUAAAAUUACUUUUUAUUACAAGACUGUAAUAUUUGAGUUUGUUGAGACAGUGACCAAUACUUUGUAAUAUUUUCUUUUCCCAGGUCUUCUUCAAAGCUGGCCUUUUGGGUACUCUAGAGGAAAUGAGAGAUGAUAAGUUGGCACAGCUGAUUACACGCACCCAAGCUGUUUGCCGUGGUUACCUGAUGAGAGUGGAGUUCAAGAAAAUGAUGGAAAGGAGGUAGAGUUUCAUAGUCUGUAACAGGACUCAUUGCGUGCCCAGGAGGAGACUCCCCGGCCCCAAGAGACCACCAGAAGGAAUAAUGACUUGUGACAAUGUGUUAUGGAAUAAAAAUUGGCCCCAACUUUAUUAAACCUUUCAGAUGUAGGAAGACCUUGACUUAGGCAUUGGGCAUGUAUCCCUCCCAGCCCCCAGCCGGGGGAACUGGAACUCCUCAUGGUGAAUGGGAUAUGGGACAUGCACAGCAAGAUGCUUGUGUAUGUUGGCAGCCCAUAUCCCCGCAAUGCAGGGGAGUUCACUGACAACCUUUCAGUGUAUGGCCAGUGACUCCCUUAUAUAAACCCCUUUAAGAGGGGACCCUGGAAUCACCGCUGCGGGGGGGGGUGUGAGUCACCACUUCACCCCCCCACCCCAUUUAGGGAAGAUAGACUAAAGGAUUCCGCCCAAGGCCUAAAACCGACAAUGCAGGGAAAUUCCUUCCCGGCUCUUCAACAGCAACCAUCCAAAGAUGUAGCAGCAUAGGCAAAACAUUGUCUAAUGCUUUUUGCAGGUUAACGAAAGGGAGGGUUGGGUGGGUGAAGCUCCAGAGCCACCUCCUAUUUAAGCAACUGGCCCCACCACCCUGUGGUGCUGAUUGGCUGAGGUUUGGCGGAAACCUCCAAUGACUAGCACAGGGAGGCAGGCCAGCCCAAACAGCUGGUGGGUCCCACGUGACUGGGGUGCUGUGCGCGGCCCUGCAAAGGGCACCCACAAAGGAAGGUGUCAGCGCUCAUUAUCAAACUGGCAAUGAGUCUAGUUUGAUAAUGAGUCCAUCAACACAUGCAGGUUUAAUACAGAUUAAAGAAACUUGAAAACAAAUUUUAUUUUGGAAUCGUCCUUAAGAUCUAGUAUGCUUUCUUUACAGAGAGUCUAUCUUCACUAUUCAGUACAAUGUCCGCUCAUUCAUGAAUGUGAAGACUUGGGCUUGGAUGAAGUUGUACUUCAAGAUCAAACCUCUGCUGAAGAGUGCUGAGUCAGAGAAGGAGAUGGCCAACAUGAAGGAAGAGUUUGAGAAAACUAAAGAAGAUCUUGCCAAAUCAGAGGCCAAACGGAAGGAGCUGGAAGAAAAAAUGGUGUCUCUGAUGCAAGAGAAGAAUGACUUGCAACUCCAAGUCCAAUCUGUAAGCAUCACUGGUAACAUUAAAUGUUUUUGUCCUAGUGACUCAAUGCCUGACAGAUAUAGAUUGGAUACAAGAAUUCAAAAAGUGCCGAGAAAUUUUGGAGCUAAUAAAACUUAUUUAAAAAGAUAAUUAUAGAUAUCAAAUACAUAAUAAAGUGCAGGAACAAGGAAAGAUAGAAAGGGAAGAAGAAAAAUCCUCAGUUCCACCUCUUCAUUUUUAUUCAUUACUUUUAUCCCACAUUCCCUUACUUUGCCUGAUAACUCUUGCUUCCACACAUGUCUCUGCCCACUUCCUCCCUCAACCCACUGCUUAGUUUCUCCCCUGCCUCCAACCCUUGCUCAUGUCUCCACUAGCUGCCUUCUCUCUAUCUUCCCUAUGCUAAACUUCACUGCACACUUUAUUACCUUCUUCCCUUGUUCAGUGCCCCCCUUUUCUGCUCUGUUAGCAAAGGCCAAACUUCCCAAAGUAAGACAGAUCAAGUUUCCUCCCUGGCCCCUCCCACUCAAACAGUUGCAUAUCAAUGUGCAGAUUGUCCUCGAAUCCCUGGUAAAGGAAUUUUAUCAAACUUUUGCUUAUGUGGUGUAUGUCUCAACUAAAAAACUACUUCUUAACUCAACAAGACGAGAGAGAUGCAUUAAAAAUAUGUUUUCAACCUACAGGAAUCUGAUGGCUUGGCAGAUGCUGAGGAGAGAUGUGACCAGCUGAUCAAAACCAAGAUUCAGCUGGAAGCUAAAAUUAAGGAGCUGACUGAACGGGCAGAGGAUGAGGAGGAAAUGAAUGCUGAGCUGACAGCCAAAAAGAGGAAACUGGAAGAUGAAUGCUCAGAGCUGAAGAAAGACAUUGAUGAUCUUGAGUUAACACUGGCCAAGGUGGAAAAGGAGAAGCAUGCCACAGAAAACAAGGUAAUGAUCACAAUGUGCUCAGAUCUGCAACGAAUAGUCAGAAUGUGGUACAGUAUUGUCAUUCCAGGGUAGAAUGAUAUAUUGAAUCUGUUUGUUCAUUUCUAAAAGGUGAAAAACCUCACUGAAGAGAUGGCAGUCUUGGAUGAGAACAUUGCCAAACUGACCAAAGAAAAGAAAGCCCUCCAAGAGGCCCAUCAACAGACCUUGGAUGACCUGCAGGCAGAGGAGGACAAAGUCAAUACUCUGACCAAAGCAAAGACCAAGCUGGAGCAGCAAGUGGACGAUGUAAGCACCAACACAUGCAGAAGAAUAACUGUGGGGGUGAAAGUAGUAUUAGAGUGACAAAGUCUUUGUCCCCUCUUUCUCUUUAGCUUGAAGGGUCCCUGGAGCAAGAAAAGAAACUUCGCAUGGACCUGGAAAGAUCCAAGAGGAAGCUUGAAGGUGAUCUGAAGCUGGCCCAGGAAUCCACAAUGGAUUUGGAGAAUGAUAAGCAGCAGCUGGAUGAAAAGCUUAAGAAGUAAGUAUGGUUUACUGUCUAGAAGACCUUUUGGGAGCUCUUUAUGGCACCCAGCCCUCUUUCAAUUUGACUGAGAAAACCUUGUGUUUUGUUAUGAAAAGGAAAGACUUUGAAAUCAGCCAGCUACAAAGCAAAAUUGAAGAUGAGCAGGCCUUGGGCUCCCAGCUUCAGAAGAAGAUAAAGGAGUUACAGGCAAGUCAAGCAUAUAUUGACUCCAUCAUAUGAAAAUCAGUUCAUCAGGGAAGACUCUGUUAAUGGCUGCUUCUCUUUCUCUAGGCCCGUAUUGAGGAACUGGAGGAAGAGAUUGAGGCUGAGCGUGCAUCUCGGGCCAAAGCAGAGAAGCAGCGGGCUGAUCUCUCCAGAGAACUUGAAGAGAUCAGUGAGCGUCUGGAGGAAGCUGGUGGGGCAACCGCAGCUCAGAUUGAGAUGAACAAGAAACGUGAGGCAGAAUUUCAGAAAAUGCGCAGGGACCUUGAAGAAGCCACUCUGCAACAUGAAGCCACAUCGGCUGCUCUCCGCAAGAAGCAUGCAGACAGUGCAGCUGAACUUGGGGAACAAAUUGAUAACCUGCAACGUGUGAAACAGAAGCUGGAGAAGGAGAAGAGUGAGCUGAAGAUGGAGAUUGAUGACCUUGCCAGUAAUAUGGAAUCUGUCUCUAAAUCUAAGGUAUUGUACUUCAGUGCAUUAGGGAAGGGAUGCAAGAACUACUGCAUCAUCUCAUAAGCAUUUGACACAUGUUUUUCUAAGAGCUAAGCUGCCAGAACAUCUCUAAACCUGACCUUAGGCUAAAGUUGAAGCAAAGUCAGAUUGUAUAGCAUAAGCAAAUGAAGCAGUACUAAAAACAUAUUCUGGAUGCCAAGAAUUACUUGUUAAAGUACACUAUAUAUGAAAAUGGGCAAUAUUUUUAAUGAUUAGACUGUAAAAGUUCUGCUCCUAAGUGUACAAUACAGUAUUUAAUUACUGCUGGGUAGUCAAUGUAAUUGCUAGAUGAAUUAAUUAGGUGUUUAUAUAUUUUAUCACCUAUAAAGAAUAUACAGGUAAACACAUUCCUCCAUUAUUUCAUGAAAUUAUGUUGUAUGUGUUAAUAUAUUGAAGACUUUGUGUUCAAAGAUUGCCUAUAAGAAUCUGACUUGAGGAAGGCAAUCAAAUUAAUAGAUUGCAGCACAGCUAUUGGAUUUUAGCUCUUUGCAAAGUUUGUAAUUUCCAUAUCAAAUUGUGCCAAACUUCAGAAUUUGGUUUAAAUGUAUGCUGUCAUUUACUUAGGCUGCAAUGAAACUUAUAUUUGCAUAAAUACAAAUUUAUAAAUUAUCUGUAUUUUUUCAUAGUUUUGCUUUCUUUUUAAAGAAUGUUCUUACUAAUAUAUCAAUUUGAAGACUAUUUCAAUGUUUUUCCAAUUGCCCAUUUCAGUCAGCUCUUGAGAAAUUAUCCCGCUCCUUGGAAGAUCAGCUGAGUGAGGUUAAAGCAAAGGAGGAAGAGCACCAGCGCACAAUUAAUGACCUGACUGCUCAAAGAGCACGUCUGCAGACAGAAGCAGGUAAGGCACAUGACUGGUUACAUACUGCAAGUUACACACUGUAACACAUUAUAUACACUGUGAAAGUUGUUUGUAAAUUCUCGUAAGAAAUGUAACUUGCAGCUGAUUUUAAAAUCAAAGGAUCACAACAUUGAAAAUGUGAAGAAUAGCAUUAUUCAACACUAAAUUACGUAAUUAAUGUAUCAAGGUUGUGAUUCCAAAGUCAAAGAGUGGCACGUGGUCUCUAAGCAAGUGCUCUCAGCCAAUGUACAGUCUUUUCUACAUUCAGAUCAUUCCACUUUUUGUAAAGUUCUAAACUUUUCACUUCUACAUCUGUGGUGCAAGCUCUCCUGAUCUGAGUACUUGUGUAUAUCACAGCAGGAAAAAGUGAAAGUGUAUGCUCUUCUCAAUUAGUAUUUGAGGAGUGUGUGGUUUAUGUGGCAUUAUGUUUAAGCUCAGAUAUGACUGUAUAGCUAAUUUUAUUAUUUUUAAACUCCCAGUUGUUCCUGUUCUUCUUGAGUACAGUUUUUUCAGUCAACUUUAUUCCAGUCCUAUUAAAUACUCUAUUCUCUUUUGCUCUUCUCAGGUGAAUUUGCUCGCCAAGUAGAAGAAAAAGAUGCUUUGAUUUCCCAACUUUCAAGAGGCAAGCAAGGUUUUACUCAACAGGUUGAAGAACUGAAGAGGCAACUUGAAGAAGAAACAAAGGUGGGUAUUAUGACUAGAUCUAGUAAAUGGAUUUUCAGUGCUGUAUUGCAAAUCCUGCACGCUGCUGUACAGGGCUAAAGUGUUAUGGAAAUAUCUUAGAAAUUUUAUUCUUUUUGUUUAAAAAUUAUACCACCUUUUAUCCUCCAUCUUUUAUCCUUUGAGUUGCUCAAAGCAGUUUACAGUUCAAAAGCGACCAUAAAAGCAACAAUAAUCCAACCAUCAAAACACAAAUUAACAAACUAAAAACAGCACAUUGUACAGACAAAACCAUAUGUAAUGAACUGAUAUUUGAGCUGUACAGCAAUGUCAUGGAAAUAACCCCCCCCAAAAAAAAUUACUUAGGCUAGGGAUGGGGAAUCUGUGUUCCUCCAGGUGUUGUUGGACUCCCAUCAUCCCUGACCAUUGGUCAUACUGGUUGAGGCGAUGGGAGCUGGAAGUCCAUGGGUUUUCCAUCUCAGACUGCAGUCCUGAACAUACUUGCUAGGCAGAAAGAUCCACGGAACUCAGGAGACCUAGGCAAAUCACUUAACAAAUAUUUUAAUUUCUCCAGGCUAAGAAUGCAUUGGCCCAUGCCUUGCAAUCUGCUCGUCAUGACUGUGACUUGCUCAGGGAACAAUUUGAAGAGGAACAGGAAGCAAAGGCUGAGCUGCAACGUGCCAUGUCCAAGGCAAACAGUGAGGUUGCCCAAUGGAGAACCAAAUACGAGACUGAUGCAAUCCAGCGCACUGAAGAACUAGAAGAGGCCAAGUAUGUUGGGGAGAUUGAGAUAAAAAGUGUUAUUCUGCUACAAAAUGUUGCAAUAUUUUUGACUAGGAAUUCAAAAAUUGCAACUCUCCAUUCUCGCUUGGAGUGGUUAAGAGACUGCUUGCUUGUCCACAUGCACCCCAGGCUGCUCCUCUGCUGCUCUGGGCUGUUACAGCAGCCCUGUGGCCCGUUUCCCAAUCAGCCAGUGGCACUAUUAGAAGUGUGAGCAAAGUGCCCAGAGAAACUGGAGCACUCGAGGAGGGGGGAGAGAGAGAGGGAGGGUGAGAGUUGCAGGAGGAAAGAAAAGGGAGGGAGGGGCACAAAUGAUGGUGGGGCGCACCGAUACAGCUCCUUGCCAUGGGUACAAGAUCAUCUGGGUAUGCCUCUGUUCUCAUUCAGGAAGUCCCUUUCCUGCCAGCCAAUCAGUGAGGGUUUGGAGGCUUCUAGGCCACCAACGUAGCACUCACUUCUUCACCAAUCAGCCAGCCCAUUUCAUUCCUACACAACACCCAGGUUUUCCCACUGAUUCAGGGUUCUGUGGGUACUUAGCAUUCAAAGUCCUCACUGGGCUGUUUUGGGGGUUCUCCCACAAGUUCUCCCCAAAUGUUUUUUAUACUUUUGGACACCUUGGGGUUCCCUCCUUCUGUCCCUCUAUGAUGUCUGUAACAGAAGUUAUGCAAUGCUUAUGGUAGGAUAAUAGACCUUCCUGCUUACCCAAGCAGAUUCAUGCAAUUUACUACUGACUUUUUUAUCUUCUUCAAGGAAAAAACUUGCCCAGCGCCUGCAGGAUGCUGAAGAGCACGUAGAAGCUGUGAAUUCCAAAUGUGCUUCCCUUGAGAAGACAAAGCAAAGGCUACAGAAUGAAGUGGAGGACCUGAUGAUUGAUGUGGAAAGGUCCAAUGCAGCCUGUGCAGCUCUAGAUAAGAAGCAGAAGAACUUUGAUAAGGUAUUUUUUGACUUUUUUUUAAUGAACAUAUUGCAUGAAGUUCUCAGGUCUAAUGAAUUCAUUGCUUAUUUCUUGGUGGUGUUUUGCAGAUUCUGGCAGACUGGAAACAGAAAUUUGAAGAAGCCCAGUCUGAACUGGAAGCUUCCCAGAAGGAGUCUCGCUCUCUCAGCACAGAGCUCUUUAAGAUGAAGAAUGCUUAUGAAGAAUCCUUGGAUCACUUGGAAACCUUGAAGCGUGAGAACAAGAAUCUCCAACGUAAGUUAAUAAUUGUAUAUUCUAAGAAGCAGGUUUAGAAUACUAUAGGCACAAAACUGAGAAGCUAUGUCUUACUUCCAAAGAACCAGCUGAAUCAUAUAACUUCAAACAAGCCUUCUCCCUGAUUCCAGGACAGACCCUGGUGUCCAUAAGGUCAUGCACUGUGCAUGCCAAACAACUAAUCUAUUCCACAAGGAUGAGCUGAAAUUAAAAAAUAAAGCACUUUACCCCUCACCCCCAUCCCACCCUAAUGCUGUGUAUCAUCAUCCAUAUUACAACAACUAAACUAUUCAUCUAUUUCUCUUUACUUUGUGUAAAACCAAUAGAGGAGAUUUCUGAUCUCACGGAACAGAUCGCUGAGGGUGGAAAGGCUAUCCAUGAAUUGGAGAAAGUGAAGAAGCAGAUUGAGCAAGAGAAGUCUGAACUGCAGGCUUCUCUAGAGGAAGCUGAGGUACACACACACACAUAUAUAUCAUUCUUCUUAGAGAAAACAGGAUAAAAGUAUCUUGUUCUAUGAUAUAAAACACUCAAAGAAUUACUAACAGUGUUAACAGAAUCAUGAUGGACACUUCUGUUUUGCUGUUGACUGGAGGAAAGAAUGCACAAAAUAUUUCCUUUUAAAGAUGAUGUCUAAUGCAUUUUUAAAAAAUGGAGAGGGGGCACUUAUUUUAGUCUAUUAUUAAUAGCUAAUAUAAAUGGCUUUCUUAAGGCCUCACUGGAACAUGAAGAAGGCAAAAUCCUCCGCAUCCAACUAGAGCUCAACCAGGUGAAGGCUGAUAUUGACAGGAGAAUUGCAGAGAAAGAUGAAGAAAUUGAUCAGCUGAAGAGGAAUCAUCUGAGAGUAGUAGAGUCCAUGCAGAGCACACUAGAUGCUGAAGUCAGGAGCCGGAAUGAUGCCCUGAGAGUAAAGAAGAAGAUGGAGGGAGAUCUGAAUGAAAUGGAAAUCCAGCUGAGCCAUGCCAACCGCCAAGCUGCUGAGGCAUUAAAGAACCUCAGGAACACACAAGGGCAGCUUAAGGUAUCUACAGUACAAUGCCACACAGUUGAAAGUGAAAUCUGGAAUUGCCAUGUAAUUAAGGACUUUGUAUCGCAUAAUAAUUUGUUUGAUAGGAUACACAACUGCACUUGGAUGAUGCUGUUCGGAGCCAGGAAGAUCUGAAGGAGCAAGUGGCCAUGGUUGAGCGCAGAGCUAAUCUGAUGCAGGCUGAGAUUGAGGAGCUCCGUGCAGCUCUGGAACAGACAGAGAGGGGCAGGAAAGUGGCUGAACAGGAGCUUCUGGAUGCCAGUGAGCGUGUGCAACUUCUUCACACACAGGUAAGCUUCUAAUAUUGUAAUGUGCCCCACCUUUCAUUAACUGGUAGAGAAGAGCAGGCUGUUUAUCUUUGGGGAUGUUCUCUUCCAUCCUGCUCCACCUUUAGCCAUAUUACUUGAAGGAAACAAAGCUAUGCCUAAAUAAUCUUUGCUUGCUCUUAUACAAAACGUCUGUGGACAUGACUAUUUAGCUUAUUUCUCUAUGAUUAGAUUCAAUGGUAUGCAUACUAUGAUAUUUCCAUCUCAUUUGAAACUCUGGGGAUUUAGGAAUAAGAAAUUCCAGGCAACUAUUUGAGGCAGAGCUUCAUUGAGUUCAUUUCUAAGUAGAUGUCAUUGUUUCCUGCCUUUUAAAAAUUCUGUCUUAGCUGUUUUAAGGCAAUUUUUCAAAUACUGUAUGUUUUCCCCCCAAACAGAAUACCAGCUUGAUCAACACCAAGAAGAAGCUGGAAACAGACAUUGCACAAAUCCAAGGUGAAGUGGAAGAGACUAUUCAAGAAGCCCGCAAUGCAGAAGACAAGGCCAAGAAGGCCAUCACUGAUGUGAGUUGCAGGGAGUUUCCUUUUGAGAUCUGAACCUGUAUACAUUUAGUAUGGCUGAUUUCUUGAACUGGUUUGGCAACUUUAUUAAUAGGCGGCCAUGAUGGCUGAGGAACUCAAGAAGGAACAAGACACCAGUGCCCAUCUGGAGAGGAUGAAGAAGAACUUGGAGCAGACCGUAAAGGACCUGCAACAUCGUCUUGAUGAGGCAGAACAGCUGGCAAUGAAGGGUGGCAAGAAGCAGCUCCAGAAACUGGAGCACAGAGUGCGUAUUCCUCAUAUAUCUGUAGUCUUUAUACAUUUUGAACGUAAAGAAUGCAAUGGAAUGCAAAUUCUCCCUUCUUCUGUGCCUUCCUCAGGUACGUGAGCUGGAAGCUGAAGUUGAGAACGAGCAGAAGCGUGGUGCUGAUGCUAUCAAGGGUGUGCGCAAAUAUGAGAGACGGGUCAAGGAGCUGACCUACCAGGUGAGGGUGAUAAAUGUUUUUUCAAUAAUACAGUGAAAGAAAUGCUACUGAAGUUAUUGAACACUCAAACUGGAAAUGUUUAAUAGUAGUGGAAUAGAGUGAGAGAAAUUCUUUUCAAAAAUAUUUUCUUCAUCAAAGGUUUGUAAUGGGGUAAAUUACAUGAACUCUUUAUUUUCCCCUAUUACAAUAUGAGCAGCUCCAUCACUUAUAUCAUCAUAUAUCAUCACUUAUAUCAUCAUAAACAUGUCACUGCAUUCCCAUGCCCUGAUAUCCCCAACCAACCAAAAAUACGGCCAAUGCACAGCCCCCUGCCAAAAAAACAUUAAUAGCUAUUCAUUUCCUCUUAUCAAGCCCUUAACCUCUCUAAUCCAUGGAAUGCUCUCCCACAACACAUAGUGCAAGUUUCACUCUAGAAAAAUAUAUUAUUUAAGAAAAUCAAACUGAGGAAUGAAUUUUAAAUUAUAUAAACUCACUUUUUUCUUCCAUUUGUUCAGUCUGAGGAAGAUCGGAAGAAUGUUCUGAGGCUUCAGGAUCUGGUGGACAAACUGCAAAUGAAAGUGAAAGCUUAUAAGAGACAAUCUGAAGAAGCUGUAAGUAUUGCACUGAAGAUGGGACAAUGGUUACAUUUCAAAUAAAUCUGAUUAUAUUUACUGUAAUGAGUUUCAUUAAAAUGCCUGUGGGCCAAAGUCCUAAACAGUGGCACAUUAUCUGAUACUACAAAUAAGGAAAGCAAGAAUCAAAAGGAAACUGUGAGAUGGAAAUACUAAUUAAGUAAUGAACGCAAGAAUAUUGCAUAACACAAAUAUGGAGAAUAUCAUUUUUAAAAAUGAGUUAUAAUAAAGGAGUGGAUAGUUACACUUUAACAAUUUUGACUUAUGUGUAUCUGUCAUAUUUUUAAUUGGGAGUCUAGACUAGAUUUCUCAUAAUUUUUUCCUUGACAGGCAGAAAAUUAAGAACUGAACAUUUUCCCAGCAUGGAGAAAACUAUAUGUUGAAUCCAGACUUAAUUAAACUUAGAGUGGACCCAUUGAAAUAAAUGAAACUUAAAUUAGUCAUGACUAAGAAGACUCUACAAGAUUUCAAUGGCUCUACUACUUAGGCAGUCUUGCUAGCCUGGUUUAUAUUUUAACACUUGCUAGGAUUAUAGGGAUGAUGAUGAUGAUUAGUAUUAAUUUAUAUCCCACCCAUCUGGCUGGGUUUCCAUAAACUGGUGCCCACAAACUUGUAACAAUAGUUAAAUCACAUAAUCACAUAAUGAAGAAUCAAGACAUUAGCAUCCUGCUCCCAAUCACCUGGUUAUGGUUGAAAUAAAAGAGAAGUUGGAUUUUUAAUAAUAUGGUUUUCAUAAUUUUAUUCUCAGGAGGAACAAUCCAACCUCAACCUCUCCAAAUUCCGCAAGAUUCAGCAUGAGCUGGAAGAAGCUGAAGAGAGGGCUGACAUUGCAGAGUCACAGGUCAACAAACUGCGGGUGAAAUCCCGUGAUGCUGGAAAGGCAGUCAAAAGUGAAGAAUAA
Podarcis lilfordi (Lilford's wall lizard) is the source of this 21141-nucleotide messenger RNA. The record is from the annotation of a GenBank genome assembly. NCBI's taxonomy places the organism in Eukaryota, Metazoa, Chordata, Lepidosauria, Squamata, Lacertidae.